AUGGCGCAGGUCGGCGAGGUUUCCACGGGCACCGUGACGCUCGACGACGAGUGGACUCGGGGGGAGGCGACCGCAUGUGGUGAGGCAUAUGCAAAGGUUGAUGACAUGGACUAUGACUCAUUUCAGCGAGUGGUGCAAAAGAACCGCGAGCGUGGAAUGCCACCACCACCCCGAGCCGUUCUUAAGCGGGUCCCCGAGUCAUCAGAUGAUUUUCUUCGAAAUUUUUUUCUUCGGAAUGGAAUGCACCGAACCAUGGACAUAUUUGAAAUUGAGUGGUACGAGAAAUAUGGGUCCAAGCCUCUGAAAGACGCACCGGUAUUCGCGGACAACUAUCUCGAAACUGCCGCACUCCACAAUCGAAUCGACGUUUUGGAGAAUCAGCUCCGCCAACAUGCGGAGUUAACCACGAAAACCACAAAGCAGUUUCUUCAGUCAAAGAAAGAACGUGACUUUCAUCGAGCCAACCAUAACCGUGUGGUGCAAGAAAAGAAUAAACUGUUAAAGCUCCUCCGCCAGGCGCAAAGCCAUGCUGAAGACCUUAAUCCAACACUCAAUGAACUUCGCCAGAAAUGCGAGGCGCUUCACAAGGGUAAGACAAUGCUUUCAAUAGAGAGGGAUAAACUAGAGGCCAAGGUUCUGAAGCUGGAGAAGCAGGUAGAAUCCUUGGAGCAACAGUUAAAGUUGCACGAAACAACCCGCACCAAGGAACCCAGUCCAAGACAAAGGGAUAAGCAAGUGGCUAAGGUAGACGGUACAAAAUCGGGCACAAAGGGGGGCAAGUCGGCGACGAGAGCCGGUGAUGCCGCGGCUGACACCUUCCGAUGGCCACCGGACGAAAGACGGCGGCCCGCCAAUGCUUCUGGCGCUUUCCUUGCCCCGACUGAGCCGUCAUCGUGGAUAUGUCAGUCCUCAUUUAAGGCACAUUCCAUGCCUGUUACAAAGAUAGCCAUGCACCCGGAGAAGCCGGCUGUCGUCACUUCUAGUGAUGACGGAACCUGGCGGCUUUCGGCGCUCCCGCAAGGCGAACUUGUGAUGUCAGGUGACGGUCACAAAAGUUGGGUGUCAUCCGUCGUUAUGCACCCCACUGGGACCAUGGUUGCCACAGCAUCCGGCGAUAAAACGGUGAAGUUGUGGGAUUUCGCCAAAAAUGGCUGCAGGUUAACUUUGAAGGCUCAUUGUGAUGGUGUGUGGUGUCUGGACUUUCAAGAGACGGGUCUUCUCCUGGCCAGUGGUUCACUUGAUCAAACCGCUCGCGUUUGGGAUGUUACCACUGGCAAGUGCCGGCAAACGCUUCGUGGGCAUGUUGAUGCUGUGAAUGGUGUGGCCUGGAGGCAGUACACCAACACUCUUUGCACUGUAAGCGGCGACAAAACAGUGUCUCUUUGGGACGUACGGGCGAACUGCUGCUCACAAACACUAUACGGACAUCGGAACGCAGUGCAGUCGGUAACUACAGUAGGUCCAACCACCAAUGUGGCGACCUGUGACGCAGAUGGUGUUGUGAUGCUAUGGGACACCCGUCGCAUGGAACAGCACCUUACGGUUGCGUGCGGUCCAUAUCCAGCCAAUCAUAUAGCAUCUGACCGCAAUGGUACGUACCUGCUUGUCUCAAGCGAUGACACAAAUAUUAAACUCAUUGAUGUAACAAAGUCCACCGUUACGGAGCUCGUUGGUCAUGAAGAUGGUGUGCAAUGCGCCGUAUUUGAUUGGUCAUCCAACGCCUUUAUAGUAAGUGGUGGGAGUGAUGGCGUGGUGAGGUACUGGUGCUGA
Messenger RNA from Trypanosoma brucei brucei TREU927, 1770 nucleotides. RefSeq lists its product as hypothetical. Lineage: Eukaryota; Euglenozoa; Kinetoplastea; Trypanosomatida; Trypanosomatidae. The record is from RefSeq and is a predicted model, not a curated record. The transcript has a single exon. Gene Ontology annotation, molecular function: protein binding. The coding region runs from base 1 to 1770 and encodes 589 amino acids.